GAGAGCGAGAGAGAGGUGGUGUUUAACUUAGAGGAAGUGAUGGUGUGAUAAUCAGAUGAGUACCUGUCUUUACAGUGUAUAUGAGCAGAACAUUGAGGGAGGAACUCACAAAAUAGAAAAGGCAGUACGGCGAUAAACAAAUUCAGAGAUGUCUCAGUGUUCUGUCAUUCAAGAGUAUAGCCCUCCAGUUUCUGCCACAUUCACAACCUUCGGUCAGACUCCCACCCAUGCUUCUACAACCGUGGCCUUGAACCCUGACCCAUCGACCCCGGCACCCUUUACCAAUGAUAUGACUCAGAUGGACGGGAUUCCAUACAGCCAGUCGAUGGGGGCUCAGGGAUUGGUCAGGACGGGCAGUAACAGAAUGACAGAGCAGAUGAUGGGAUUGUCAUACCUGUCCUACGCACCUUGUCACAACACACCUUCCACAGAGAAUGUCGGCCAACAGAGUCACAUACUGCAACAGGAUUUUUCUCCCUUCCUCCUCCCCCUUCCUCCCGGCCCCCUGCGAAGCCCCCUGCAGAAGAGGGGCCUGACCAAGGACACCAUGGAGUAUCGACUGCGGCGGGAGAGGAACAAUAUUGCAGUGAGGAAGAGCCGAGACAAGGCCAGGCGGCGCAUACAGCUCACCCACCAAAGGGCUCUGCAGCUGCAUGAGGAGAACCACCGGCUGCAGAUUCUCAUAGGGCAACUCACACAUGAAUUGGACACUCUCAAACACAUCUUGUCACAGCGUCACCUACAGCCCAGGGGUGAGAAUGCAGCCAGGGAAGAGGGCUGUUGAGUGUGUUGGGAAUGUUGUAGAGAAUGACAGCAACUAUGUGUGGUUCUGUAUGAAAAUAUGCUGUUUUGUUACAUUGGUGGAAAUUGUACAUUGUUAUAAAACAGUCACGUAAGUGCUUUCAUCUGGGAGUAUCCCAAAUGUUGAUAUAAUGCAGGGUUAGUGCCUAAGUCAACAAAGGCUGUGAGUCAAAGAACACAAAGUUCCAAGUACUUUAAAAGCCUUUUGUCUUUGGUUAGAUGACACAGAUUUCAGCACACUUUCUACCUCCUCUACCUUUUCUCUGAAAUUACAUGGCAAGAAUGAUUACCCAAUCUGAUUACCCAAUAACUUUUAUGGUUUCAAAAAGAUUCAUUGAAUUAAGCACCACUAAGAAUAAGACAGUUGUCAAGAAAUGUUAGAUAUCAGGCAAAAGUUAUGUCAUUGUGCAAUUCAAACAUUUUUUUAAUAAAAAAUAUUUUAUA
Oncorhynchus keta (chum salmon) is the source of this 1245-nucleotide messenger RNA. It is a transcript of the gene cebp1, whose product is annotated as CCAAT/enhancer binding protein (C/EBP) 1. Gene Ontology annotation, biological process: regulation of transcription by RNA polymerase II; myeloid cell differentiation; DNA-templated transcription. The record is from RefSeq and is a predicted model, not a curated record. Gene Ontology annotation, molecular function: DNA-binding transcription factor activity, RNA polymerase II-specific; RNA polymerase II cis-regulatory region sequence-specific DNA binding. NCBI's taxonomy places the organism in Eukaryota, Metazoa, Chordata, Actinopteri, Salmoniformes, Salmonidae. The transcript has 3 exons. Bases 149 to 784 code for a protein of 211 amino acids.